UAUAGAACGCUCUACACUCAACUAGUUUAAUAUCCCGCGUGUUUACAUUUAGCGUUCAUUAAGAUUAUAAACGACGAGUGAAGUCUUUUAAACUCCUUUAAUAAAGUUAAGCUUUGUAUAAAUGUGAAUUUGAGGGAAAAGACUAUGGAAAAUAGAGCUAUAUGAACAUGUUGAACAGAACGAUGCAUUGAUUUAUUGUCAGCAAAGCUUUGGCCACAAUCGUCAACAGAAUGAACGGACAGAGAUUAACUGAUGACAUAUGUCGAAGCGUCCUGAACAGGGCUCACAAGAAAAUUAUUGAGGAGAUGUACCCAGAAAAAGUGCUGGAGAAACUACGAGAAAAAGGAUUUCUAUCGCAUGAGGAUUACAUUGCCAUUGGGAGAGUGGCCGACAGGUCCACGAAGAAUCGCAGUCUUGUCGGUAAGAUCAAACAAAGCGGCAAAAGGGCGUAUUGCGAUUUCAAGAAAAUUCUUCAUGAAACCAAUCAAACAAUCAUAAUUCUAGAGCUCGAGUUAAAAGAAAAAGAGUUAGGAAUCGAGAAUGCUGAACAUUCGGCGCACUCGGCUGAAAGGAGAGUACCCGAUUCAGCAGUUCACGAAAGGAUGGAAACUGACCAAACACCAGAUCCCCCUGCACCAGUUCGGCAGCCUACUGCGGACAAUUCAUUGAGCAAUUUAGAUCGUUCAGUUGUUGUUAAAACAAAAAUUAAAAAAGACUUGCACGACGGGCGACUGAUUGAGCUCAACAGCAUUAUGAUUGAUGAGUUGAAGAGUAUUAGUAAGACGGAAAAUAAAUUAAAAGGCGGAUUUGGAAAAGUGUACAUCUCUAACGAUCGAGCUCCAGGAUUCAACAUCAGAGUUGUCCUAAAAGAAAUUGAUUUGCAAACAGGAGAUUUGUCUCAAACUCGAAAGCUAGGAUCAGUUACAAGUGAAAAGAUUGCAUCACGCUUGAUGCAUUUUGGAAUCGUCCCUUUACUGGCGUAUCACGAUGACCAUUUAAAUCGGAGGUAUUAUUUUGUAUCGCCUUAUCUUGAGAAUGGAGACCUGUAUAUAGCGAUUGCCGCGGACAGAGUUUGUACAGAGAAAGAUAUUCACCUUCUUUGUCCAACCAGGAUAAAAAUCAUGUAUCAGAUUGCAUGUGCUAUAGACUUUAUGCACACCGGAAAUAAAUUCAGGAGAACAGUGUUGCAUAUGGAUAUUAAGUCCAAAAAUAUUGUCCUUGAUAACUACUUCAACGCAAGAUUGAUUGACUUUGGACUCUCAAGAGAAUAUAAAGAAGAUGAUGAUACUGCGAUUAUUACGUCCAAAGAAGGAACUCCAGGAUACUUGCCAAACGGUCAACACAAUAUUCUGACAAAAAACAAUGAUUAUCAUAACUUUGGAGUAGUUGUGCUCGAGUUGAUUACUGGUCUUGAUGCGUCUUCAAAAGUGGAGGGGCUUGAACUUCGGCAAUGGCAUACAAGCCUGAUUGUACAAAGACAACAGGUCUCAGUUUGGAAUAAUAAUGCAGUUGUAAAUAAAGUAGCUGAAAUAGCAGCUAAGUGUGUUGCAAGCGUAACAACACAGUCUUCAAUCAACUCAGAAGACAUCAGGAAUGAGUUAAAGACCAUAUGCAGAAAACAAUCAACUCCGGAAUGGGAUUCAGCUAUGAAAACGGAAACCGUGGACAGAGAUAUUCGAUGCGAAAUAUGUUUGGUCAAUGAAGUAAUGAAAGUCGGAUUUGAUGGUCAUGAAAAUAAUUCACCGGUACAAGCAGCAUGUACAAGACGGAUCCGCAUUUGUUGCUCCUGUAUGAGGAAUUCAUAUAUCAAUCCAGUCAAGUGUUAUACAUGCGGAGAAACAAUUCAGCCUUUCAUAAAUGCCAACUGGGGAGCCAUACUGGUUGCUGGGUAUGAUGAAAACUUCGGAAAUGUUUUCCAAAAAGACAUCAAUCAAUUUAAGGAAGUGAUAACAUCGAAAGUACUGCCAGCAAUGUGUAUCAAUCCACAAAAUGUCAUAACUCUGGCUGAAGACAUGAAGGGCAUUAAAGCUGAUGAAAAACUUGAUCAGGCAUUUGAUAUUCUUUCCGGAACGAAUAUUCAAACAUUGCUGUUUGUGUACUCUGGACACCACGAUGAUGAAAGUGGCUUUCAACUUGGUCCGAAUGUGAAUUACAAUUUGGAUAAAGUAAGCUUGAGACUCAACAAAUGGAACGAAGAAAACCCGAACUUUGGAAAAGUGAUUGCAUUUCUGGACUGCUGUUUUCCUAAAAAAAUGAAUCUGAAUAGUUCCCUUAAGCUUAUUCAGUUCAAUGCUACCUCUCCAACAACGCCUGCAGAUUUGGAAACAAAAGAGGGCAGUCCAUUUUUAAAUUACGUUAUUCAGGCAUUCACUGCAAGAGCAAAUGGUAAAGUCUGUAAAAUAAAGGAAUGUGAAUGUCACGAGCGCAUCCUGGGCAACUUUAUUACUCUUCACGAUUUGUGGAACUAUCUUAACGAACAUAUUCAACUGCAGAGAGAAACAAGUUUAAAAGAGCCGUAUAUGAGUGCAGCAAACAUUGAAUUGCGAGACACACUCCUAGCCUACAAUUACGAUUUUGAAGUGAAGUUUGAAUUCACAAUUAAGUGGCUUGAGACGGCAGAACGGAAAAAAUAUGUGCGUCCGAUGGAAUUCAACGAAUUUGAAAGACUAAAAUUGAUUCUUGCUAAAGACAUCUUAAGACACGUGUAUAAUAUCAAUCUCAAUCUAGAGGACUGCAGUGAACUGUCUAAAUUUGCCGAAAUCAUCAGUUUAGAAAUAAACACUGGACCAAGGACCGCACAUGUCAAAGAGAUUGACAACAUCGAACUUCUUUUGUUAUAUUGGAACUCUAAACGUCAGUUGCGAUGUCUUGCCCGUCUGCUACCCAGCGUAAACGUGGAUAAACCAGUUGGGCGGUGCUUCAAAAAAGUUCCUGACAUACUAGCUGUACACCGGGAUAUUCUUCAGAAGUGCAAUAUAACGGAACAUCAGUUGACACUUCCUAACCUUCGGCUAUAUAAGCAAUGCCUGGAAAAGAAAAAUAAGACUACAAAACAAUAUGAUGAGUAUAUGUUUGUUGUGGACAUGAUAAUUAAUCAAGCAGCAACAAAGCUUCAACAGACACGUUUGAGAAUUUCCUUCUUUGAUCUGUCAACGGACUACACACUGGUCCACAUGAACCUAGUAAAGACCACUGACGUUCAGUAAGUUGCAUCAUGGUAGAAGAUACUUUGAUACUACGUUCGGUUAUUGACUCGAGUUAUGAGCUGAAUAUACAUAAAAUUGAUGCAAAUGUGAAAUUUGAAUUUAUUUUAAGGGUUCUUUGUUUUAAUUGAAGAGAAAACAUGUUGACAGAGUACGUUUACAAAUAUAUGAUCAAACGUUUGAUAAAUUUUGACAUGAACUUUGCAAUAUCUCAAAAUUAGCUUAGAUCGGGUUAUAUCAAAUGUAUAUAGGGAAAAUAAUCGAAAUAAUAAAACAAAUAUGUGUUCAUUAGUAAUUCGUUACGUUAACAUGUAUCUUGGUGUAGAGGAUAAUGCUUUUUUUUAAAUAUGUUAUUUUCCAUUAGUUUAUUCACUUGUUUCUAAGUUUUAUGUAUGAGUAUGUGUGAUUGUAUCCCCUAUCGAUAAGUCUGCAUUAUUAUCUCGCUACCUUGCAACAAUAUUAUUGUGCGUUUAACAGACGUAAAGGAAAAUGAUAUCUUUUAGAUGUUUCACUCAUUUUAUUUUACCAUUGCGAACGAAGUGUCUGCGGUGAUUUACCGGAAUCUCCAGUUGGUCGGUUGAUUGAUCGGUUGGUUUGUAAUAUGUGAACUUUGUAUCGUAAAUAUAUAAUAUGUCUGUUAUGUCCAAGAUGUAAUGUUAGUUGUAUAUGUAUUUUCCCUUAAAUUUAGGUAAAUUUAGGAUACUUGUAUCAUAGUACAUAGGCAUUUUUUAUCGAAAAUGUGCCUUUCAGUUUUAUGUUAAUCAAAAUGAUAUUGUUGUUCAUACUAUGAAAAACUGCAAGACGUUAUUUUUCCUUACGAUGUUCGUUGCAGAGUUUUUUUCCUUGCACUUUAAAAAAAUUGUGAAUACUUGCACUCUAGUGCUAAUAUGUACUUUGUAUCACGAACUUCUCCCUCCGUUUUCAACAUAUAAACAUAAAACCUUAUUGAUAUCUUGUGUUUAUUGUGUUUAGUGUAAAACGUUAUUUUUGUGUAUAUCACUGUUUUAUUCUUAGAGUUCUUUGUCCGCGAAAUAAGGCUAAAUUAGUAUACUUACAUCAUUGAACACGUGUACUUUGUGUCGCGAACAGUUGUCUGUGUAUCAACACGGAAGUUAAUUAGAAUGUAAUUUUACAUUUUUGUACGCACUUGAACUGUGGCACAUUGUAGAUACUUACAUUAUUGUACAACCGUACUAUGUGUUUCAAACAUUUGUAUCAAAAAGAAACUAAACAGGAUUGAUGUUUUUUAUGUAUUAAUGUGCAACACGAGCUUCUUUGAAAAGUAAAUCCUACAUGAUCGUUCAUGCUAAUUGUGCGUGUUUUUUUAUUUAAAAUGUUAUUUAGCUAUAAAUUUAACGAAAUCAGCUGAUUAUUCAAAGGCUCAAGAUAUACUUGUUUAUAUUUUAAAACGUAUUGGUAUUGAACUUAGAAUAUUUAAUUACAUAUUGUUCACAACUCAGACUUUACUGCUUAUUAUGCUUUUAAUGUAUUGUAUUGAAUUAUACUUUGUAUAUUUAGUCUACGCAUAUUCAGCUGGAGGAAAAGCCUUUUUGCAUAUGUUCUUCUUGCCAAAAAAUGAAAUAAAAAGUUUUAUUUAUUUGUAAACGAAACAGGAUUAUUAUUAAGUGAGAUCUGAGCUUUUAAAAUAUCGUGUGCUACGUCUAUUUUUUUUUUUAGUUGAUAAGUUCAGUUUUAUGUGUAGACAUGCUUGAACAUUUCUAAAAAAAUAUUAUCUGUUAAAAGAUCUCCCCUUGCGAAAAAAAAACAUACGGGUCUGCAUAUCAAUGUUUUAACUUGAACACUAUUAUAUGAGUACGAUUUAUCAAAAUAGUUUUGUAUGGCGUUGUUUUUCGAAUUAUGGAUUUUCGUUCUGUUGUGUGCUUAUGGUCGAGAAGACGAUGGUCAUGUUUUUCAAAAUAAAUCACUUAUUACUACGUUAUUGGACCUUUAUCAUAUAAUUAAUUCAGUUUUUGAGACGGAACGGUACAGGAGGGGUAGGUGUCCCGUUAAACCGGAUUUAAACUACAACCGUUUAUAAUAAGCCGUUUCAAAGCCGUUUCAAAGCGAAAUUCUCUCCUGCUGUUGAAACUGGAGUUUCACCUUGAGCUUAUUACAUACACAUUCGGUUCUAUAUAUGAUGCUGGGUUGCUGUUGGAAGGAGGCACAUUGAUUUAUAGGUCGGGAAUAUGUUUCAAAACCCCAAACAUGAAAAGUCCUAAAAGUCGUAUAUUUACGGAUGAACACCGCAUGUUACCCUGAAAAUUACUAUUCAUACUUCGAUACCAUAAUUUUUCUAAUGAAUCAAGCACUUGCUUAUUAUAAUAAAUACCCAAUUUCAGUAUUUAUAAAUCCACAUUUGACUAUAGCCCACUGACAUUGCUGGACGCAACUUGAAUAUCAGAAUAAAUAUAGUUCAAAUA
Molecule: messenger RNA, 5623 nt
Organism: Dreissena polymorpha
Lineage: Eukaryota; Metazoa; Mollusca; Bivalvia; Myida; Dreissenidae
Exons: 18
Coding region: 231-3206 (991 amino acids)
Biological process (GO): regulation of apoptotic process; protein phosphorylation
Cellular component (GO): plasma membrane
Molecular function (GO): ATP binding; protein kinase activity
Source: RefSeq, a predicted model, not a curated record